AUGUCCGAUCAAUCAUCGAAAAUUACUGCGGCAAUAAAUUCAUUAACGAAUCAACAAAUUAUUAGGAAAUUUAAGUUGAAUCAUGGAUUAAUUUUAACUGGAUAUAAUAUACGCUCAAGUAUACAAGCUGUUGUUAUCGAAGAAGAUUACAAAUUGAAAAAAGGUUUAUAUAAAGAACAGCCAUUAGUAUUCACGUAUAUUAAUCCUGAAGUUAAUGAAACACCGGAUACGUGCAUUAAUUUUCCAGUUUUUGAAAUUAAUUAUAAUGGAAAUUUGUUAAAAUCAUUUUUAGAAUUUAGUGGUGAUGAAAAAGAAUUGCACGAAUUAUAUGGUCAGUCUCUUGCAAGAAAAUUUGUAGCUGGUGGCCAAUUGUUUAUUAAGGAUUUUAAUUCGGCUACUCAGGCACAACAAAGUGUUCUAAAAUUUUAUUUAUUCUGUGUAUAUAAUUCAUUUAAAUAUUCUACCGAAAUUCAAUUCAGCAAUUUAUUUAAAUUGAAUCUUUUACCAAAGAUAGAAACAAUGGACGGGGAAAAGUUAGAUACUCAUGAAAAAUUAGUUAAUUGGAUGAAUAAUUUGUAUCUGAAAUUGAAUGUUUGUAUAAUUUUUUAUGAUAAUCUCAUCCCCAUUUCUAAAUUAAAUAACACUACAAUCAAUGACCUGGAAACUUUUAACGAUAAGAGAUGGUCUGGAUUCUCUAAUUUUAAAGAGAAUGAAAGUUUAGAAGAGUGGGUUGGAGAUGCGAUGAAUGAUAAUCUAAUGAGCUGGGCUAGUGAUUUCAAUCUUUUUCAAGGAUUAAUAAUUAAUAAAAAUGACGAAAUAGAAGUUAGCAAGAAAAUUCCCGUUGAUAUCAUUAAAAUUCCUAAAGUCAAUCCAACUAAUACGUCUUAUAUGAAAAAUAUUAAGCCGUCAACAAAAUUAGAGUUUGCUUUAAUUUCAAAUAAUAUUUUUUCAAUUAAUAACUUAAGUAAUUUUCCAUUUACUAAUGAUAGUCAUAAGAGUUAUGAAGGUUACAAUCAUGUUCUAGUCAAAUGCGAGAAAUAUGAAAUUCACUUAAAUACGGAUAUUAUAAAACCUACAAAAGAAUUUGAGCAAGUUAUAGAGAAAGCACUUAAUAGUAUGAAGCCAUUAAAAGCUUUGCAAGACGUGUUUAACGAAUAUGGUCAUUUAUUUCCACGAAAAAUUAUAUUAGGAAUUCUUCUUAAAAAUAUUUCAUCAAAUAUUUCUUCGUCUAUUACGCUCGAUGAUGUUAAUGAUGUUAAUAAAAUACUUGAAUCAUUGGAUAAUUUAAAUAUUUCAUACCUUUUAACACAAAAGGGAAGAGUUAUCGAAAGAAAUGAUUUGACUAAUUGGAAUAAUAAUACAAAUAAUAAUUUGGAAAUUAUUGAAUUUAGCGAUAUCAUUCCUCUUUACCAAAUUCUCGAUGAGAAAAAACGAAAUAAAAUAAAUGAAAUAUUAGAAAAGUUCAAUAACCAUAAUAUCAUAAUGACAGGAAUGACUAAAUUGGAAGAUUUAGAUAAUGAAAAUAUCGAGCAUUAUAAACGAAUAGAUUUAGGAUCAUCAUUGGAAGAUAAAGAUUAUGAAGUAUUUGGAUCAAUCAUUUCAGAAAAUAAUUCAAAAUUUGAAAAAUUAGGAGAAAUAUAUGUUAAUUUUGGAUUAUAUGACUUCAAUGGGUUUUAUGCGAUAAUAAAAAAAGUUGAAGAAACAAGUAUUAAUAUAGCUGAGUGUUAUGUUUCAUGGAUUGUUAUCGGCAAACCUUCCCAAUUAUCCGUUUUUAGUCCAAAAAAUCGAGAAUUACAGGCCAAAUGUAUUAAAGAAUCUAUUAAAUUACAACCUAAUAAGCGGAAUUAUACUAUUGGAACUUCCUUCACUUUACAUGAAGGAUAUACUGUUUUUGUGCAUGCAAAUCAUUCACCAAUAAAUUGUGAGCCUAAUAAUAUUAUUAAGUUAGUUGAAUGGAAAGAAAAUUCUAUUAAUUUUCAAGUUGAAUCAGCAUAUAAGCUUAAAUCAGAUACUAAUGAUGAAAGUUCGUCUGAGAGUGAUUCUGAUCAUGAAAAUAAUAAUUGUUCAGUAAAUGAAGUAAAUUUACGUAUAUGUAUUCUAUCUACAGAUUAUAAAAGUUUGAAAAUCGAUAAUGACGAAGAAAGGGAAUGUUCUUUAGAUUUAAUAGGAUAUAUUUUAAUUAAGGAAAAUUUUAAUGAAAAUUUAUUUAACGUGAAUAAAAAUGAAGUUUCCUUUAAUAUUCAUGAUAAUAAAUCUGUUACAAACCAACCACUUGAUUUUCAACUCAAAGCGUUAAAAUCAAAUGAAGAGAUGAUUAAUAUAGAAACGAGGAGUCGACUAUCCGAUCGUAUAUCCAUUGAGAACAGCGGAAGUCCUUCCAAGAAUGAUAUUGCAUUUAGUAAUUUAAAAAAUGAGAGUUUUAUUGAAUACAAAAUCAAUAACCAUGACCUUCUUAAAUUAGAAGAGGAUGGAUUUAUCACGCCAGAUGAAAAAGCAGGAGAGCUUAUUAAGGAGUUGACCAAAACAAAAUGUUUAUAUGCUUUAAAGUUACUUUUUGAAGAUCCACUUAAUAAAUUUUCUCCUGAUGUCCUUCGAAAUUCUUUGAUUGCGUUGGCGGAUCCAACGUCUUUUAAUUAUAUUGAAAAGGAGACGAUGGUUAGAUUAGAGCUACAUAUGCGUACUUGGGCAGCAGUAUUAGAACAAAUUUGUUUUUCGCUUAUGCACCUGAAUAAAGAACUUCGUGAUAAAGUUUACAAUUCUUUAACAAAAUUUGCAGAGAUUCAUAGAAAAAUUCAAGUAUUACAAAAAGAAUCUGAAAAUAAUUAUGGAUCUGAUUUCAACCAAUUCCAGCAUGAUAGUAAUCGAAAUUAUAAUAUUGACUUCUUAAUAAUUCAUUUGCGGGAUACGUUGCAUAGUUUGCAUGAUGAUGAGACUUGGUUUCAUGAAAUUUUAAGAAGAACAAAAAGCUUGCUUAAGACUAUGCUGAAUAUUUCACCAGGAAAAGCGCUCACAAAUGACAGUUUUUCAAGCUUAUCAUCAUUAACUCAAUUACGUCAGAGCUUAAGUUUCAAGUAUCCGGUAGCAUCCUAUUAUGUAGAUUGGCGAAUUAUGUUAGUAAUUCAUCGUAACCUUUUCACCUGGUCUGAAAGUUCUGAAAUGAUAAUUAGUAAAAAAUUUCGCGAAUUAGUAUUAAUGGAAUAUUUUUGGAGCUUUUUAGAAAAGGAAUGGAUUAAUGUUACAAAUAAAUCUAUUUUGGAUUCUCAAACCAAAUUUGAUGAAGUAUCAAAUAAGGUUACUAAAUCUUUGAGGAAUACUGGAAGUUUCUUAACUGUAAAUGAGCCUAUUACAUUGCCACAUACUUUGUGGUUUGGAAUAUUAGAUCUUGCACAAAGUCUUAUUCAAAAAUCUACUCGAACAUCCAUAUACGGACUUUGUUAUUAUUUGGCGAUUGAAUCACUUAACAAAGCUCCAAGCAAUUUCAUCCAGUUUAAAGCUAUUGAAAUAUUGGUACAUUUAUAUAAUAUUGAUAAUCAAAUGUUUUCAAUGAUUGAAAUUGAUUUUGAUAAAUACACACAAAAAUUAAAUGAAAAUAAUUCAACAACUAAUUCUUCAGAAAAAUUUCAAAAAUUAUUAAAAUUUGUUAAAGAAAAAUACAUUGAAGAAUUUAAAAUUUCAAAUGAUGAUAUUGAAAUAAAAGGAAAAAGAAAAGAAAAGAAUCUAAAUCAGGAACAAGCACCAAACAUUGAUAUUUUAAAUGUUAUAGCAGAUGAAAUUACUUGUCCAGUUAGUAAUGAACCAACAGACCAAUUAUGUGUUUUAAAAUGUCAACAUUUAUUAUCAUUAAAUAAUUUAAAAAAAUUAAGACAAAAAAUAUGUCCAGAAUGUCGAGAGAAAAUUGAUGAUAAUGAUAUCAGAUAUUUACCACAAACUUCUAUUUAUAAAAAUUUGUAUUCAAAAUUUUCUGAAUCUGGAUAUAUUUUACCCACUAAUGAAUUAGAAUUGGAUAAUCAAUAUGACAGUGAUAAUUCAGAAGUAAAUUCUAUAUUAACUAAAAAAAAGAAAUUUGUUAAUGCAAUUAAAUUAAAUUCACAUGCAUCAUUAUCAUCACUACUUCCAAGAUUUUCGAAAAAACAACAUCCAACAUAUCAAAAUAUUAUAAAAGAAAUAGGUGAAAAGCAUUAUGAAAAAGCUGAAUGUUUGUGUGAGGAAUUUAUAAAUUUUUUUCCUAAAAGUUAUUCUUUAAGAUGCAUUUUAGCCUAUAUUUAUAGAUGUCUUGGUAAUUAUGAACUAGCAUGUUUAUGUUUACAAGCGGCCAUUAAUUUGGAAGAAAAAAAACCAAUUGCCUGGUAUAUUCGCGGUGAAAUAUAUUUCAGAGAAAAUAACUAUAAAAAUGCAAUAGAUGAUUUAAAUACUUCAAUAAAUUGUAAGGCAAAAAUAAGUAAUUUAUAUAUAAUACUUGGAAAUAGUUACCUUUUUGAAGCGGAAAAAAUGUUUCAGAUUUAUUAUGAUAAUGCUUUAAAAAACUUUAAUAUUGCAUUGCAAAGUAAACCAAAUCAAUGUUUGUGUCUUAGGAAUUGUGCUUAUAUUUAUGAAAAACAGGAAAAUUAUUUGUCUACCUUAGAAAUGUUAGAUAAAUUGUUAAGUGUUGAUGAGAAUGAUUCAUUAAUUUUAUGCUAUUAUGGAGAAAUUUUGAGUAAAAUAGGGAGAUAUAAUGACGCUAUAUUAUAUUUUACAAAAUCAAAUGUUAUAGAUCCAGAAAAUAUUCAUAAUUUGAAUAAGAGAGCUAUAGUAUAUUAUGUUCUUCAAGAAUAUGAUAAAGCUUUAUUAGAUCUUGAUAAAGUUAUACAAUUGGACCCAUUAAAUAAUUUAGCAUACUAUUAUAAAGGGUUAGUACAUUAUGCAAUAGAAAACGUUGAUGAUGCGAUGUUGGCUUUUAAAAAAUGCAUAGAAUUAGAUUCUAAUGAUGAUUUGGCAGAAGUUCAAUUGAAUUAUUUAAAAUAUUUAUCAAAGAAUAAUGGCUCUAAAGUAGAUUAUGAUAUUAUUACAAAAAUUAGUCAAAUCUCUAAUAUUUAUUAUAAUAAGUCAUUAUUAUUUUUGAGAUGUAAAAUAUAUAUUGAAUUAGAAGAAUAUUUGAAGGCAAAAUCAGAUUUAGGAAGAUUAUUUAUACUAAAUGAGGAAGAUAUUUCAUUUAUUUGUUUGUUACGAAAAUAUUCCGAUUUUUGGUCAGAAUUAUAUAUAAAUUAUAAAAUAAAUGAAAAUGAUUUUAAAGAAUUUGGAAUUGUUGAUAAAUUUAGUAAACUUUUAUAUAAGGUAAUUAAUCUUUAUUUUAUUUCAAACCUUACAAAUUUGAAUAAUGGAUUAAAUUCUAUUAAAGUAAGCGAUUCAAAUAGCUUGUCUGGACAAGUGUUUUGCUUUAAAGACGAUGUAUUUUAUUUAAAUUUGCCAAAGUUAACAAAUGAUUUCACGAAAGAUUUUCAUUAUGUCGCUUGGAAAAUAAAUGUAAAAAAAAUAUUAUCUCAAAAUGCUUUUGUGAAAUUUUCUAUAACGGAAGGGAAAAAAGAUUCAAAUAAAGUUUAUCCGACGAAAGAAUAUCUAUUAAGAUAUAAUGACUUGUCAAAAUUUGAAGGAUUAGGUUGGAUCGAAUAUACGUUGCCAAUUAAGGUUCAUUGUAAUCGAUGGAUUCAACUUUCAAUUGAAGUUAAUAAAGGUUCUAUUGAUAUGCGAAUAGAUUAUGUUAGAUUUAAAAAAUCUUUUGGAAAACAAAUUUAUUUUCCCAAAAUGGGCCAUUUUUUGCCAAUUCAUAAAUUACUUCCAAACGUUCCAAAAGCUUUUAAGGAUAAUUAUUUUUCAAUGAAAGAAAUGGAAAAUUUGCUUUUAUUAAAAGAUAUUAUUGAAUAA
Messenger RNA from Rhizophagus irregularis DAOM 181602=DAOM 197198, 5898 nucleotides. RefSeq lists its product as uncharacterized. The record is from RefSeq and is a predicted model, not a curated record. NCBI's taxonomy places the organism in Eukaryota, Fungi, Glomeromycota, Glomeromycetes, Glomerales, Glomeraceae. Gene Ontology annotation, molecular function: protein binding.